AAUACGUAGCGGAGCGAUCGUGUUUUGAACCUGAUCAUACAGGCGACGUCACCGCUCGCCCUCCUAUAAAUACGUCGGUUAACCCGGGAGAGCUCGAAGUACACACUACAAAUCACGAAAGCGAAGAGUUCGAAGUAGACACUACAAAUCACCAAAGAAAAUGAGCGCCGAAAUGAAAACCCCAUACCAGGGCAACAGGAGAACCUGUGGAUAUUUCGAGUGUGGAAAAUGCAGUAAACGUUGGUUCUCUGCAAACAGUUGGGCCAACUGCAAUCAGAAGUGCAAAUCGUGCAACACCAACGUUUACCCGUACAAACAGGUCAAGCACGAGAAAUCCGAUGACCCACCGAAGGAAAUCCGCCCCCACCCGCAAGAAAUGUGUCAGAAGUGCAGACAGCUUGGCUUCUUUUGUGGUUCCAGAAUCGCCUCCUAUAAACGCUAAAAUCCACCCUACUUCAGCGUCAAAGGCGUGAGAGACAGAGAGGAAAAUAAAGACUAGAAAAGGACUGUAAAAGAGAGAGAGAGAGAGAGAGAGAGAGAGUGAGUGGAAUAACCAGUGAAUUCUGGGUAAUGGAAGAACGUCACAAAGCCAAAAAUAUUAGGUUAAGUCUAAAAUAGAAGUAAAUUGUAAUAUACGUUAGUGGAAGGAAUAUUGACAUCCUCAUAAUCAUUGUUUCGUCUUGAAAUAGAGUAAGAAAAAAAAUAUACAAACUAAAUUGUAAAAUCUCUACCAUUUUGAUAAUAAAUCCUUUUUAAAGAA
Penaeus monodon (black tiger shrimp) is the source of this 760-nucleotide messenger RNA. Its product is annotated as zinc finger CCHC domain-containing protein 24-like. The coding region runs from base 161 to 442 and encodes 93 amino acids. The record is from RefSeq and is a predicted model, not a curated record. The transcript is spliced from 3 exons. Lineage: Eukaryota; Metazoa; Arthropoda; Malacostraca; Decapoda; Penaeidae.